AUGAACAACAAUGUUAACACCGAAGAGAGGAAACUCUUCAAGGAAAACUUUGACUCUUUUGAUGUUAACGGAGAUGGACGGCUAGACAUUAAAGAGCUAGCCACUGCUCUUAGGUCUGUAGGCUUCCACCUCACACAAAAAGAUGCAGAGGCAAUUCAUGCUCAGGCAGAUAGAGAUGGUUCAGGUUACAUCGAAUAUGCUGAGUUUGAAAGACUCAUUGUCGCUCAUAUGAAAGAGCCUUAUACCAAAGACGAGCUGAUCGAAGCUUUCAAUAUUUUUGAUGAGAACAAAUCUGGAAAAAUCUCAGCACAAGAGCUCAAAAAUGUAUGAAUGCAGGCAGGAGACAAAAUGAAGGCAAGCGAACUUGAAGAAAUUAUCCAAGAAGCUGACAUUAACGGAGACGGGGAGUUAGAUAUUUCCGAGUUUUCCAAUAUGCUUCUUUCCGGCCAAAAGCACAUGUAG
This is a messenger RNA of Moneuplotes crassus, 462 nucleotides long. The record is from the annotation of a GenBank genome assembly. Lineage: Eukaryota; Ciliophora; Spirotrichea; Euplotida; Euplotidae.